GAACUUAGAAGUGAAUAUACGACCACCAACCUUGAUGCCCAUUUCUUUCCAAUCAAAAGAAAAUUCCUGAUUACUCACUCGUCGUAUUUCUGCACAUACCAUAAUCAGAGACGAGAUUAGAAACAAGGAGUCAAGAUGCCUAAAGGCAAGUGGAUCGACAAGAAGACGGCCCAGCACUUCACGCUGGUGCACCGUCCGCAAAAUGACCCCCUCAUCCACGACACCGAAGCGCCUUCCAUGGUGCUCAACCCCACCGCGCUCCCCAACGCCUCCAAAGUCAGAAAACUCGACGACCUCGCGUCCGAGCUAGGAACCGACGCGGAGCGCAUCCGCGCCAACGAGGGCGAGGCCGCCAACCACGGCAUCUACUUCGACGACAGCGAGUACGACUACAUGCAGCACAUGCGCGACCUGGACUCGGGUAACGGCGGCGGCGAGGUAGUCUUCAUCGAGGCGGACGGAAACAAGAACAAGGGCAAGGGCAAGCAGAAGCAGAGCCUCGAAGACGCGCUGCGGCGGCUGGACGUCGAGGACGAGGAGCGCAAGCGGGACGACCUGUUCGGCGACGACUUCCUGCCCUCGAAGAACCUGCAGCACCUGACGUACCAGGCGCAGCAGAGCGUGCCCGAUGCCAUCGGCGGCUUCCAGCCGGACAUGGACCCGCGGCUGCGGGAGGUGCUUGAGGCGCUCGAGGACGAGGCGUACGUCGACGACGACGAGGACAUCUUCGUCGAGCUGGCGAAAGACGGACAGGAGCUAGACGACGUCGAAUUCGAGGAGGAAGACGGCUGGGAGUCCGACGACACCGCCAAGCCGACCAAAGAGUUCAAGGACUCCUCCGAAGCGCCGGACCUAGUCCCUGUCGCGGACGGCGAAGCAUCCGAGAACGGAGACUGGCUGGAGGACUUCAAGAAGUUCAAGAAGGACCAGUCCAAGCCCGCCGCGAAGCAGUUCGGCGCACCUUCGGAGCUGCAGUCUUCGCUCAUGACCACGACCACGAACGGCGGGCGACGAAAGAAGCGCAAGGGCGCUCUGACGAGCCAGUCGGGCUACUCGAUGACUUCUUCGUCUCUCGUCCGCACGGAGCAGCUCGGCAUCCUCGACGCGCGCUUCGAGAAGAUCGAGGAGCAGUACAACGAGGACGAGUUCGAGGACGGCGACGAUGACACCGCCUCCAUGUCGCAGAUCUCGACUGCGUCUAGCGUGACGGGAUCGGUAAGGAACGACUUCGACAACAUCCUCGAUGAUUUCCUGGGAGGGUAUUCCAUGCACGGCAAGAAGCAGAUGAAGAAGGGCAAGUGGAAGAGCGGCACGGCUCAGCUGGAUGAGAUAAGACGAGAGUUAGGACCAGCCAGAAUUCGUGGUAGAACUACUCAACCGCAGACGUCUUGAACGACAUCAGCGUCGGCGUCGAGAUAGGAUGGACAUAUUGAUAGAUACCCACAGAGUCUGCCUCAAUGAAAAAGCUACAUGUCACGCACGUUACGAUAUCUGUUUUGGUGAACAACGAAUUUACACAUCGAGAGAAGUAUCAAUUCGCAUUUAUUGCUAUAAUGUACCACUGGCAAGG
This is a messenger RNA of Annulohypoxylon truncatum, 1570 nucleotides long. RefSeq names its product Low temperature viability protein. The transcript has 2 exons. Gene Ontology annotation, cellular component: cytosol; nucleus; preribosome, small subunit precursor. Bases 136 to 1392 code for a protein of 418 amino acids. Lineage: Eukaryota; Fungi; Ascomycota; Sordariomycetes; Xylariales; Hypoxylaceae. The record is from RefSeq and is a predicted model, not a curated record. Gene Ontology annotation, biological process: ribosomal small subunit biogenesis; ribosomal small subunit export from nucleus.